AUGAGCUUAAAACUCGAUGGAGCGAAACGAUGGAAACAAGUGAAAGAAAAGAUGAUGAAAAGCCAUGGGGUUGUGCUGCACUUUUCCAACACUCACGAUAAUUAUCACUCGGCAUAUCAAUAUGUCACGAAGCAAGACACGGAAGUGCUUUUAAGUCCCAAUCACCCUAACCUUAGCGAAAUCGGUUCUCCUGGAACCAAAACAUGUAUCCGUGCAUAUCGAGAAAGUCGAAAGCGCAAACAAAACGAGAAUGCAAAUGUCCAACAAGAAGCAAAGGCUAAAAAAAUAAGACGUCUCAGCAAUUUCGAAGUCUCCGAAUUUUUGGUGGCAAAUCAAAUAAAAAGCGAAACUCCGAGCUACUUGCACUUGCAGACACUCAAAGCAAAGAAGGGAAGAAAGACUUAG
This is a messenger RNA of Paramuricea clavata, 405 nucleotides long. Lineage: Eukaryota; Metazoa; Cnidaria; Anthozoa; Malacalcyonacea; Plexauridae. The record is from the annotation of a GenBank genome assembly.